Athene cunicularia (burrowing owl) is the source of this 1155-nucleotide messenger RNA. It is a transcript of the gene SLC30A8, whose product is annotated as solute carrier family 30 member 8. Gene Ontology annotation, biological process: response to glucose; insulin secretion; zinc ion transmembrane transport. Gene Ontology annotation, cellular component: plasma membrane. Lineage: Eukaryota; Metazoa; Chordata; Aves; Strigiformes; Strigidae. The coding region runs from base 1 to 1155 and encodes 384 amino acids. The record is from RefSeq and is a predicted model, not a curated record. The transcript is spliced from 8 exons. Gene Ontology annotation, molecular function: zinc ion transmembrane transporter activity.
AUGGCUGCCAAAAAGGGUCUUGAAAGAGCUUGCCUUGUGAGUGAGAGGGACACCAAGAAGUACUCCUUGGCCCUAGACAGGAUGAGCUGGCAUCAGAAGAAUUUAAAUGAAGAGAGGCAGCAGCAGGAAGCAGAAGUUACUGAAGCUAAUCCAGCAUGUCACUGUCAUGGCCACUCACAGGUCUAUGAGAACAGAAAAAGGGAGCAGCAUCAAGCCAGAAGGAAGCUCUGUGCAGCAUCAGUAAUCUGCAUCUUCUUCAUGAUUGCUGAGAUUACAGGGGAGUACAUUGCUGGGAGCCUGGCAGUAAUCACCGACGCAGCACACAUCCUGGUGGACCUCACAAGCUUCCUGAUCAGCCUCUUUUCGCUGUGGCUUGCCUCCAAACCUCCCACCAAGCAGUUCACUUUUGGGUGGCACCGUGCAGAAAUUCUAGGAGCUUUGAUGUCUAUGAUAAUAGUUUGGAUGGUGACUGGCCUGUUGACAUAUUUGGCUAGCAUGAGGCUGCUACACCCCAAUUACAAUAUUGAUGCUACAGUGAUGCUCAUUACCUCUGCUUGUGCUGUGCUCGCCAACAUCCUACUAAGCCUGAUUCUGCACCAGACUGGCCAUGGGCACAGCCAUGGGGCACAAGCCAGGGAACACGUCUCAGCCCCUCCAGAAAAGGCAGCUCUGAGCAAUGUCAGUCUCCGGGCAGCCUUUGUGCACACCAUCGGAGAUCUAUUCCAGAGUAUUAGUGUGCUAAUUAGUGCACUUAUCAUCUUCUUUAAGCCAGAAUACAAAAUAGCUGACCCAAUCUGCACGUUUGUGUUUUCCAUCUUUGUUCUGGCAACCACCAUCACCAUUUUAAGGGAUAUUUUGAUAGUGUUAAUGGAAGGAACAUCAAAGGAAUUUGCUUACGAUGCAGUGAAAGCAAGAAUUUUAGCAGUUGAGAAAGUGGCAUCUGUUCACAACCUUCAUCUCUGGUCUCUGACAACAAAUCAAACUAUUCUGUCUGCUCAUGUUGCCACAGCAGACACAGUGGACAGCCAGAAGAUUUUGAGAGAUAUUACCCAAGCCCUGUUUGAGCACUACAGCUUCCAUUCCAUCACUAUUCAGAUUGAAUCGGGAGAGGAUCAGAAACAAGACUGCUACUUCUGCCAAGAGCUCGGGGAUUAA